GAAAGAGGUUCUGAAAGCGCGUGUGGAGCUGCGUGGAAUACUUUUAGCUCGGUAGCCUUGGCCGUGGCUUUCUGGCUGUAUUCAGCAUGAUAACUCCAGUAUUUGAACUGACUCAGAAUCCAGAUUUUCUUACAAUAACUAUCAAAGUACCUUACUCACGAGUUUCAGAGUUUGAGGUCUAUUUUGAAGGGAAAGAAUUCAAAUUCUAUGCAAAACCGUACUUUCUCAGAUUGGCUCUUCCUGGGAGAAUUGUAGAAGAUGGAAGAGAGAGAGCAUCAUAUGAUGACGACACAGGGAUGUUUACAGUCCAUCUUCCCAAGGAGAUUCCUGGAGAGAUGUUUGAAGGAUUAGACAUGUUGACAGCUCUGUUAGCACCGAAGAAAUCCAGAUCAGCUAAACCUUUAGUAGAAGAGAUGGCUUCAGGUGCUGACAAUGAGGAGGACAUGGAGGAGGAGGAAGAAUUUGACUGGGAAAUUGAGCAGACUCUUUAUGAAGAAAGCAGAGAGACACUAUUAUGUUCAACUUGCACCUAUGGAUUUGGAAAUCAGAAGUCAGGAGUUUUCAGUCGUCUUCAGGAUGAACUGAAUGAUGUUAUUGAUAUUAAAAAUCCAGACCUGACCCCUGCAGUUGAACGCAGAGAGAAACGGCUGGCAGCAGAAGCUGCCAAAUUUGAUCCUGAUCAUUAUCUUGCUGACAUUUUUGAAGAUGAAGUGAUUUGCCAUUUGUUGAAAUACAAGCCUUGGUGGGUUAAAGCCUAUGCAACAAAGAUGUCUCCUCAAGAAGGCAGUCCUUGGAAUGAGAGCAAUCAACCUGCACUUGUUUCCUUUACAGAAGAUGAGAAAGAACAGCUAAGAAAAUUCACUAACAAAACUUUCCUGCUUGAUAAAAGAACCUGUCAUCAAGUAUAUCUCAGCUUGGUUGAUAUACUUCUGGCAUAUUGCUAUGAAGUCUAUGCCACUGAAGGAGAAAAGAACGUUGAGUCACCGUGGAAUAUACGGAAAUUGAGUUCAACUUUGUGUUGGCUGGAGAGUUUUACUAGCUUUUCGGAAGUCCUGAUAUCCUUCGGAAGAAGAGUUCUAUGCUAUCCGCUCUACAGACACUUCAGUUUAGUGACUCGGGCUUUAAGUGACACAAGUAUGAUACUACAACUAGGUAAAAGUGCAGUUCUGAAGUGUCUGUUAGAUAUUCACAAGAUUUUUCGUGAAAAUGAUCCUGCAUAUAUUCUUAAUGACCUUUACAUCACAGAUUACUGCAUUUGGAUUCAAAAGGCCAAGUCGAAGAAGUUGGCAGCCCUUGCCGAACGUGUGCAGAAAGCCGAGCUGAGUAAGGCCAAAUUGGGUUUUGAACUAGACGAGCUGGAAGCAGCAGCACUUCUUGUUCAAGAGGAAGAAAAGGAGUUAAAAGCCGCUGGCGCAGACGUUUCUAAGCAGCAGCUGGCUCCCUCCGAAGGAGAGGCGAGUGACUCUGAAGACUCAAGCAGCACUUCAUCAUAUGAGACAGGAGACUCCGAUUCAGAUGAACAAGAGUCCUCAGCCAGCGAAGAUGGGAAAAUAAAUCCUUUACAAAGCACACUCCAAGAGGAGAGGACAGCCCCACUUAUUGACUGUAAUGGAUUAAGGCGAGACACGGGCGCUUUGACGUUAGAUGUUGGUAAUGAAAAAUCAAAGGCUUCUCUACAAUCUACAUCUGCUCCUGGGAAACUGAUAGAGGAAUUAGGAAAGCAAAUGCAGACUGCAAUUAGGCUUACGGAGCAGCCUGAAGGGUUGCCUUCUGUAAGUGGUGGCGGUGGCGGCACUUCACAAGAGAUGGGAACGAGCUGCAUCACUCAACCUCAAGGACUUUCAAAGGAUCAUAAUGGAAAGAGACAUUUCUUGGAGGUGACUCCAAAACCCGGCACUUUUCUGUUUCUUGGCACAACGAAAGAAGCUCCUUAAGCCAAUGUAAAUGGGGUAGGCUGGGGGUGCAUUGAUGCCUGUUGUGAUGGUUCAUUUAAAUAGGUGUCACUUCAGCAAAAAAAUUCAUGGAGACGACGUAGCAUACAUUUUAAAAAAAAUACGUUCCAUUUUUAUUUGUAUUCCUAAUUGAGAGACUUCUUGAAAGAUGGUGGACGAGACUGAAUUGAAUCUUGCUUGAUAUGUCAGUGCCCAACUGCAAAAUAGUCAAAUAUUGAUGCCUGUAUUUAGGAGACUUCUGUAAUCCUGAGUUAUUUAUUGAAGUGACGUCAUUCAACAAGGUUAGUUGUAUUACAAAAGUCUAAUCAAACAUUGAUAAAGGCUUGCUGGCUUCUGUUCUGUAAAUUGUUUUAUAGGGUAAGUUUAUGUUUGAUUUUAAAAAUUAAUUGGUCCCCAGCUUCUAAAAUGUUAUGGCCCUGUUUAUUUGCUUUUAAGCAUUUUGAGAUAUCCAGUGUGCCUAUGUAGAGUAAUAAGCUGUAGCCUUGUAGAUUUCAGGCACUUGCAUUCAGGGAACUUGUCUUUCAGUAGCAGUUGCAUAUUCAAAAUAUUCAGUGCCAGUGCAACCAGAUCCUGUGUCUUUUUACUUGGAACUAAAUCCUAAUGGGUUUAGUGGGCUCACUGCCAGGUAAGGAUGGGGGAGAAAUUCAUUCACUUACCAUUUUGAUGAGAACUUACAUAAUUCACACUUCUCAACCAAUACAUGAACUGAAAUGAAGUUAUCCUUUGGUAUUCAUCCCUUUGAAUUUUACUGUGCUUGUUCUAUCAAAAAUGCAUGCACUGGGGGGGGGAAUCUUACAAAAGUGCAUCGUAUUAGGGAAAAUCGCAUGUUAAAAUGCAUAUGUUUGGCAAAAUUGCACACACAAAUACGUGCAGAUUUGGAAAAGUGAGCAUGAAAGUACAUACGAAUUUUCAUGCUGACGUUUUAAAAUAAACUGCAAGUUGAUGUGGAUGGAACAAAGUCAAAAGUGGAAAAAAAUCGAAAAAGGAACUUAAAUGGACAGGUUUUCCUGUCCCUGCUGCCAGGUAAGUGCAUAUGCAAGCAUCCAUCCUGUUUAUAAACAUGGCUGUACUUGGUUAUGUUUUUCAAACAUGUAAAUGGAGUAGUCAAAAUACAUUUCACUAUAAGUAGGAACCCUUGUUUUCAUGUUAUUAUUACUCCAACUAUGCUGCUAGCAUGUGGCUGAGAUGAGGAAAGGUGGGCUCAUGGUUAGGGUGUAGGUCUGUAAGACAGGAAAUGUCAUUUAGUUGUAACUCUUCCAGGGGCUCAUGCAACAAUGCACCAUAAUUCAAACAGCAUUGCUCAGCAAUGUGCCUCAGCCAUUAGGCUAUCUUCUUGUUCCUUACAAGUUAAGCUUUAUUUGCUAGCAAUAGGCAGAACAAGCCUGGUUUCAGGUGGAUAAUUCAGCAUCCUAAAAAUUCUGCAGGAUCUUUUUUUAAAAAAAGAAGAAUUUAAUUACGUGUUUCCACCAUGGUUAGCUAAGGCAAUGCAUCUGACACAAACAUUUUCUUAACAUGCCUGAUUUCUGUAAAUUUGAAAAUAAAAAAAUGGGGUUAUAUAAUAUACACCACCAAAGCAUUGUGGUGCUGUAAAGAAACACCUAUUGCAAAAGCUGAGCGUCCCAUUCUUCAGCCUUGCCUCCUGCAUUUUGUGCCUGGCAGCUGAGGAGGGAGCUUGCUUGUCCUUGCUCUGAACAGCUGUUUCUCUCUGGGAACUGACAACUUCUGGGUUAGUGAAAUCAAUCUCUUUAUUCUGGCCAAGGCAUUGGCUCUCCUCUUAGAGAGGAAAAAUGAUUACUUCAGUCUGACUUCAUUGGAGCUUGACCUUUCCCCCUCUCCCCUCCCCACUUUCUUUUCCAAUAUUCAGGUAAUUUUACUAGCCAGAAAGAAAAUUUGACUUUCUAUAACUGUUAGCAAUAGAUGAAACUCCUGUAUUUCCUCUAAGUCAAAGAGAGCUGUGCUUUAUGUGUGGUGGCACAAGAUUGCCACUGAAAAUGGCAUCCUAUGUUGAGGAAUUUCUCCCUAGCAAUUAGUAAUCCUUAAACUUGUGUCGUGAUGUCAUCAUGUACGUUUCCCCAAUCCUGCCAGUGAUGUUCAGCAGGCCAGAAUCGUGAAGAUGUCUCUAUACAGAUAAGUGUACCUAAACAUUAUGCGAAGAAGAGGGGGAAUUCCACACGAGGAUGCAUUUUUCAGUGCCAUCCAUACAACGCCCAUAGCAUGUAUUUCUGCCUUCGGAAGUUGUCCAGAAAGAACAGGUGAGUCAUUAUUCUAGUUGCUGAGCCACAUCAGUGCUCCACAUUUGUCCACUCUCCUUCUUGGAAGUCUUGCAGCCUGAUCUUUUUCCUUCAAGCAUUCUAAUCUUGCAGCAUUCUAUUUCUACCCGAUCAUAGCUCCUGUCCAUCUAACUGUUUUUUAUACCUUCCAAAUUAACAAGCAAGAGAGUACGACUGUGCUACUUUCACCAGUCAAAGCCAGCAGGAAAAUGAGAAACUAGUGCAAAAAUGGUGGCUACGGUAAUAUAGUACAGCUGUUAGGGCAGAUGCUGUUCUAAUUCAUUCUUUUGAGUUUAAGUGGUUGUGGUUUUUAAUUGUCAACUAAGUAGUAUCUCCCUGAGUACUUUACCUGUUGUGCUUGAAAAGGCCGCUUCCUCACACCAUCAGACCCAAUAGUUGUAGGCCAAACAUUCAGAGGGCCACGCUGCCCAUCCUUGCGCUAGACCAUGGUUUACUUUUGUAAGUGAGGUUGCAUGCUAUAUUGGAACACUCCUUUCCUAUAUCAUGCAUAUUCGCAGUUACUAUAAACCAUAACAGUGAAGGCUCACAAAUUCCCUACAUCCACCCAGGACUGCUUCACACUUUCCACUAGCGGCAUAUUACAUUAAUGUUCCACUGGUGUUUACUGCACUAGAAGUGGAGAGGAGGUGCACAUCUCUAAACCUGCAGUUCCUUGGUACAUAUCCACUUAACACUUGAAUGUUUUUACUGUGGAAAAAUGCCUACACUGCUGUAACCUACUUGUAAAGUAUGAAGCAGCACUCUGUUCUUUUACGUGCUAAAGAGACUGUCUUCUAUGUGCCCAACGGCAAUAUCUGAAAGCAUCAUUUUUAUAUGAAGAGACUUUACUAUUGUCUGGAAUUCUUUCCCACUGAAGACUUGUCGGAAUCUUGGUAUCUUCUGAAAACGUCGUAAGACCUUUUCUGUUUGAGCUGGCUUUGGGAAGCCAGGGUAAAGUCAG
Molecule: messenger RNA, 5183 nt
Organism: Elgaria multicarinata webbii
Lineage: Eukaryota; Metazoa; Chordata; Lepidosauria; Squamata; Anguidae
Gene: SHQ1
Product: SHQ1, H/ACA ribonucleoprotein assembly factor
Exons: 12
Coding region: 87-1934 (615 amino acids)
Biological process (GO): box H/ACA snoRNP assembly
Cellular component (GO): cytoplasm; nucleoplasm
Source: RefSeq, a predicted model, not a curated record